Messenger RNA from Pyrus x bretschneideri (Chinese white pear), 902 nucleotides. Its product is annotated as RNA polymerase II subunit A C-terminal domain phosphatase SSU72. The transcript is spliced from 5 exons. The record is from RefSeq and is a predicted model, not a curated record. Gene Ontology annotation, molecular function: RNA polymerase II CTD heptapeptide repeat phosphatase activity. NCBI's taxonomy places the organism in Eukaryota, Viridiplantae, Streptophyta, Magnoliopsida, Rosales, Rosaceae. Gene Ontology annotation, biological process: termination of RNA polymerase II transcription. The coding region runs from base 1 to 585 and encodes 194 amino acids. Gene Ontology annotation, cellular component: nucleus; mRNA cleavage and polyadenylation specificity factor complex.
AUGAAGUUCCGGUAUGCCAUGGUGUGUUCGUCGAACCAGAACUGGAGCAUGGUGGCUCGCUCACUCCUUAAGCGACAAGGCUUCUACGUCGAUUUGUACGGCACCGAAGCCUACGUCAAGCUCCCUGGAAAAUCUCUAAGACCAUCUCCAAACAUCUACGACUUUGGCACUCCUUACAAGCAGAUGUUCGACCAUGUCCGGCGAAAAGACCCCGAACUGUAUACGCGUAAUGGUAUCUUGCCUAUGCUUAAAAGAGACUCGGGAGUCAAACUGGCACAUCAGCGGUGGCAGGACAAUGCUGCCGACAGUUCCUUUGAUGUGGUGAUAACAUUCGAAGAAAAGGUUUUUGACAUGGUUGUUGAAGAUCUCAACAACUGGGACCAUGUUCUUAGGAAGUGUGUACUGAUACUCAACUUGGAGGUAAAAGAUAACCACGAGGAGGCGGCUGUAGGAGCUCGUCUUGCUUUCGAUCUUUGCCCGGAGAUUGAAGCGGAUGAAUCGUGGGAGGAAGCAAUUGAUGACAUUGUGUCCGGUUUUGAGAAGCAGCAGCGGCAGAAGUUAAUGUAUACCAUCUCAUUUUAUUGAAACGGCACUAAUGGCAUGUUAGGGAGAUUUCCACCAGCGAAGUCCAAUUGUUGGUGAUAAGUACCGUACGGCUACUCAUGACGUGUCGACCUACUAAAAGAGUAGUAACUCAAUGUAUAAACUUAGUGCUCGUUUGGAUGUGCUUUUAAAAUAGCUGAAAUCGCUUUUACAUAAGAUGUUUUUGGGUUCCAAAAGCACUUGAAGUGCUUUCGGUAAGAAGUACCAGUUAUAUACUUCUUUCAUGAAGCACUUUUAAAUAUUUUUUUAAGAUUUACUUGUAUUUUUAAUAAAAAUUAAUUCAAAAAUAUUUUUAAUCA